Messenger RNA from Penicillium atrosanguineum, 3786 nucleotides. Its product is annotated as ABC transporter ATP-binding protein. The transcript has 5 exons. The record is from RefSeq and is a predicted model, not a curated record. Gene Ontology annotation, cellular component: membrane. NCBI's taxonomy places the organism in Eukaryota, Fungi, Ascomycota, Eurotiomycetes, Eurotiales, Aspergillaceae. Gene Ontology annotation, molecular function: ABC-type transporter activity; ATP hydrolysis activity; ATP binding. Gene Ontology annotation, biological process: transmembrane transport. The coding region runs from base 1 to 3786 and encodes 1261 amino acids.
AUGGAGGCUGGGGUUAUCAAGAGCGAGAAGGAGGCACCUGCAGCACCAGCCCCAGACGUAUCCGAAGGCUCUUUCGCCGCCUUCAAACGAAUUUUCAAAUAUGGCGGACCUUUUGAACAUUCUCUACAAGCCGUCGCAUCCCUAGCAGCCAUCGCUUCUGGCGCCGGCAUAGCGUUCCAACCCCUCAUCCUAGGCUCGUUCGUCACAGCCAUCACGGACUUCACAACAUCGCAAUCAUCUGCAGCCAACCUUCGCUCAGAAGCCUCCAGACUAGCUCUAUACUUUUUCCUCCUUGGACUUGGCCGUUUAAUUCUAUCAUACAUUUACAACACACUUUUCACCUUCGCCGCUCAUCUAACCACUCGCAACAUUCGACACGAUUACCUCAAAUCGGCGCUUGGCCAAGAAGUCGCAUAUUACGAUUUCGGGUCUGGUGGCUCUAUCGCAACACAAGCUACCUCCAACGGCAGACUGAUUCAGGGCGGAAUCAGCGAAAAGCUAGCUCUCGUAUUCCAAGGCAUCGCUGCUAUCAUCACUUCGUUCAUCAUCGCUUUCGUGGUCCAAUGGAAACUCACCCUAAUAUGCCUUUGUGUCGUCCCAACUGUUCUCAUUGUGUCCGGUAGUGCGAUUUGGUUUGCGGGUACCUAUGAGAACCAGAUCUUGGAGAUUAAUGCGAAGGCUAAUGCAUUUGCUGAGAGCGUUCUUUCCAGUGUGCGGACUGCUCAUGCGUUUGAGAUCAGGGAUAGACUGGUUGAUAGGUUCGAUGACUAUUUGGGCUACUCUCAUACGAUUGGGAACAAGCUUUCGCUUAUCUUCGGAAUAUUCUUCUCGGCGGAUUAUUGUGUCGUCUACUUGGGCUAUGGUCUGGCUUUUUGGCAGGGUAUUCGCAUGUUGGCAAAAGGGGAGAUUGUCGAGUCUGGUGGGAUCUUUACUGUCAUCAUGUCGGUCAUUAUUGCUGCCACUCAGCUGACCAUGCUUGCCCCAUAUAUGAUCGACUUCACCAGAUCUGCUAGUGCCGCAGCCAAGCUUUUUGAGUUGAUCGAUCGGAAGUCUCAAAUUGACCCAUUUGACAAUUCCGGAGAGCAGCCAUCUGAGACAGUCGGCGAGAUUGAACUUGAUGGCGUUACUUUUGCUUAUCCUACUCGGCCCGGAGCGACUGUCCUGGACAAUUUCACUUUGAAAGCCCCUGCCGGCAAGGUCACUGCGCUGGUGGGUCAAUCCGGCUCCGGCAAAAGCACUAUCGUCGGCCUUCUCGAGAGAUGGUACAAUCCCUCCACAGGAGCCAUUAAACUGGAUGGUCGUCCAAUCAACGAACUGAAUCUGAACUGGCUCCGAAGGAACAUCCGUCUUGUUCAGCAAGAGCCUGUCUUAUUCCAAGGCACCGUUUUUGACAACAUCAGACACGGCUUGAUCGGUACACAAUGGGAACAUGCCCCAAGAAAUCAACAAAUGGAGCAAAUUCAGGAAGCGGCUAACAUGGCAUUUGCCCACAAUUUCAUCGCUGAGCUCCCUGAUGGAUAUGAUACCCAGAUUGGGCAGCGUGGUGGCCUUUUAUCAGGAGGUCAGAAGCAACGGAUUGCUAUCGCUCGCAGCAUUGUGUCUCAGCCGAAGGUUCUUCUCCUGGAUGAAGCGACUAGUGCCCUGGAUCCGCAUGCUGAAGGUGUUGUUCAGAAAGCACUUGAUAAGGCUUCGGAGGGCCGAACUACGAUUGUCAUUGCUCAUAAGCUUGCAACUAUACGGAAGGCCGAUAAUAUCAUCGUUAUGAAUAAGGGACAAAUUGUUGAGCAAGGUACCCAUGAGGAGUUGAUUGUCCACGAUGGAACUUAUGCUCAGCUUGUGAGAAUACAGGACUUGACUGUUUCGAGUAGCUCUUCGCAAUCUGACCUGUCAUUGGAGCCUGUGGAGGAUCUCAAAGCAGAUGCCGUUGCAAAAGCUCCAACUCACUCAUCCUACUCACCAGCUAAAACUCAGAAAGAGCGCGAUAAUUACGAUCACCACAAACAACGCAACAUAAUCUUCGUUAUCUACCGCCUGGUCCUUGAGACGCCUGAGCUUGCAUUUGCAUACUGCCUGGUAUUAGCCGCAUGUCUAGCAGGUGGAGCAACAUUUCCCGGCCAGGCAAUCCUUCUAUCCAGAGUCGUCGACGUCCUCACUCUCUCAAGCACCGAAAUGGAACGCAAAGGAAAUUUCCUCGCAAAAAUGUUCAUAGUGCUCGCAGCCGGCUGUCUGGUGGCUUAUUUCGUCCUCGGCUAUGCAACCAACAUCGUCGCCCAACAUCUAAGUCACAAGCUUCGCAGACAAAGUCUUCGCGACAUGCUCCGACAAGAUCUCCAGUUCUUCGAUUGCGAAGAGAACAGCACCGGUGCACUCGCUGCGCGCAUCGAUUCGAACCCACAGGCUAUACUUGAGCUAAUGGGGUACAAUAUCGGUCUUAUGCUGAUGGCCUUCCUCAAUGUUACUGUAUGUGGAAUCUUGGCACUAGCUUAUAGUUGGAGACUUGGGCUUGUUGUUAUCUGCGCGGGUCUUAUUCCAUUGGUUGGCGCGGGUUAUCUGAAAAUUCGACUUGAUGCGAAGCUUGAUCGUGACACUUCCAAACGAUAUUCAGUAAGUGCUUCUAUUGCGUCAGAAGCUGUGAUGUCUAUCCGGACAAUCUCAUCACUUGCUAUUGAGCAUUCUGUGUUGGAGAGGUAUACUGCAGAAUUGGAUGAGGCUGUGACGGAUCUGAAACGUCCGCUGUUCACUAUGAUGGUCAGCUUUGCAUUUACCCAGUCUAUCGAGUAUUGGUUCAUGGCUCUUGGAUUCUGGUAUGGUUGUCGUCUCCUUUCUUUUGGCCAGAUUACCCUAUACGCCUUCUUCGUCGCUUUCCUCGGGGUAUAUUUUGCCGGUCAAGGCGCGUCACAGCUUUUCCAGUUUUCGACGAGCGUUACGAAAGGUGUUAAUGCUGCAAACUACCUUUUCUGGCUUAAGGAUCUCCAGCCAAUUGUGCAAGAGACCGAUGAGAAUCGGGACAAUGGUCCUGGAGGUGGAGAUUCAAUUGAAUUGGAUCAAGUACGAUUUUCCUAUCCUCUCCGCCCCGACAUGCCGAUUCUCAAGGGCGUUGAUCUCAAUAUCAAAAAGGGCCAAUUCAUAGCCCUUGUCGGCGCAUCAGGAUGUGGUAAAUCAACUAUGAUAGCCCUCUUAGAACGAUUCUAUGACCCAUCAACCGGCUCCAUCAAAAUCAACUCCUCAGCUCUAUCAAUUCUAAACCCACGUCUCUUCCGCAACAUCAUCGCCCUCGUCCAGCAAGAACCGAAUCUAUUCCCAGUUUCAAUUCGUGACAAUGUUAUCUUCGGUCUAGACAAAAACGAGAUCACUCCCGGACUGCAAGAAAUCGACGACAGGAUUGAGUCUGCUCUUCGCGCAGCUAAUGCAUGGAGUUUCGUUUCCUCACUUCCCGACGGCGUAUCAACAUCCGUUGGGCUCGGAGGGUCACAAUUAUCCGGUGGUCAAAGACAGCGUAUCGCGAUUGCAAGAGCACUUAUUCGGAAUCCGAAAGUUCUGUUACUGGAUGAGGCUACUAGCGCGCUUGAUACGGAGAGUGAGCGGGUUGUGCAUGAUGCGCUGGCUGCGGCGAUAGGUGGGGAUAGGAUUACCAUCGCGGUUGCACAUCGACUUAGUACUGUGAAAGAUGCGGAUGUUAUUUGUGUAUUUCAUAAAGGGCGCGUUGAGGAGAUGGGGUCGCAUCGGGAGUUAAUUGGGAGGGGUGGGAUGUAUCGCAAGAUGUGUGAGGCACAGGCUUUAGAAUAG